AUGUCACUUUUCAAGAAAGAAGUCGAUCGAUUGACAAAUGCGGGUAUUUGGAAACCUGUGAAGUUUUCCCAAUGGGCUUCGCCUAUUGUACUAGCUCCAAAAGCUGAUGGUUCCAUAAGAAUUUGUGGGGAUUUUAAACAAGCAGUCAAUGCGCAAAUUGACAUUGAACAAUAUCCUUUGCCCAUACGCGAAAGUCUUUUCCAUAAAAUUCAUUGCGGUCAACAUUUUACAAAAAUCGACCUUAAGGAUGCGUAUUUACAAAUGGAACUCGACGAUGAAGCAAAAACAAUAAUGGUUGUCAACACUCCACUUGGGUUAUUCCAAUACCAACGUUUACCGUUUGGAAUUGCAAGCACUCCAGCUAUAUUCCAAAGAUAUCUUGAGCAGUUACUUCAAGGCGUAGAAGGUUGCGGAAAUUAUCUCGAUGACAUUAUCAUCUCCGCACCUACAUUUCAACAACACAUCAGCCGCCUAGAACAAGAAGAUUUACCGUUGGUUCUAGCUACAGAUGCCUCCUCCUAUGGCAUAGGAAUCGUGCUCUCGCAUACGUACGUUGACGGUACAGAAAGGCCUAUUGCUUUUGCAUCUAAAACUCUCGACAUUCAUCAACGACGAUAUAGUCAGAUAGAGAAGGAAGGGCUAGCUAUCGUUUUUGGAGUCAAGCGUUUCCAUCAAUAUUUAUACGGAAGAAGAUUCACAUUGGUUACUGACCACAAACCUCUUGUUAGCAUUUUUAAUCCAAUUCAUCAGUUGCCGUCGAUGACGUCACAUCGUUUACAGCGAUGGGCUAUUAUACUAAUGGCUUAUCAGUAUGAUGUUCGGUAUCGUAAAACUACUGAGCAUGGAAAUGCCGAUGCUUUAUCUCGUGUACCUGUUGGUGAAGAUAAAAUUUUUGAUCAUGAAGAAUCCUGUUUCAACAUCAAUGAACUUAACACACCUAUCGACGCUGAAAUAAUUCGUCAGCAUGCCAAACAUGACCCAAUUCUUCGCCGAACGGAGUACAACCGGGUUGUCAUUCCAGCCUCCCUUAAGCAGAAAGUUCUUAAACUUCUUCAUGAUGGUCAUUGGGGAGUAUCGAGAAUGAAACAGCUAGCUCGACAACAUGUCUGGUGGACUAAUAUUGACAAAGACAUCGCACAAUUAACUGAAAAUUGUGAUGUGUGCAAAAUUGCAAAUCCUGUUCACGCACGUGAAUACGUAAGCUGGCCUGAAGCUGAUCGACCUUGGGAGAGAGUACAUAUCGACUUUGCUGGUCCAUUUUGUAAUUCAAUGUGGCUAAUUUGUGUCGACGCUUUCUCGCAAUUUCCGUUCGUUGUACAACUAUCUACAACAACAACGGUUGACACCAUAUCAGCAUUGUCUUGUAUAUUUUCUCUGGAAGGUAUACCAGAAACCAUCGUAAGUGACAAUGGUCCGCAAUUUACAGCUGAAGCAUUCAAACAUUUUUGCUCAAAACUUGGCAUCAAACAUAUAACAACAGCGCCGUUUCAUCCAGCCUCAAGCGGGUUAGCCGAACGAUUCGUCAGAUCUUUUAAAACUGCUGUUCAGAAAAACAUUGACGAUGGAUUGUCUCUCAAAUUCGCUAUAUCAAAAUAUCUUGCAACAUAUCGUGCAAUGCCGAAUGCUGAGGGUAAAUCACCUGCAGAACUUUUACAUGGAAGGCCUGUUCGUACCUUGUUGAGUCAACUGUUUGAAUCGCCUAGGAAGCACCUUGAAGCUUCGAAACGGAAAAUGAAAUUCAGUCUAAAGCAACCCGUCUUCGCUCGAAACUACGCAAGAGGGGAAAAAUGGAUAAAAGGAGUUAUUGUGAAACAACUUGAUAAAAUGGUUUACCGAGUGAACACAUCUUUUGGUUACAUCAAACGUCACGUUAAUCAGCUUAAAACUAGAAGUAGCUCUGACCUCUCUUCACAACCAAUUUUUGAAUUCGCUCCAAAUUUCAUCAAUGCCACACCGCCUUCAUCUAGCCAAUCAACAUUAAUGCCUAAUGAAGAACGUUCAACCGAAGUAGUUCAACUUCGAAAAAGUGGUCGUAUUCGGAAGGAU
Molecule: messenger RNA, 2046 nt
Organism: Teleopsis dalmanni
Lineage: Eukaryota; Metazoa; Arthropoda; Insecta; Diptera; Diopsidae
Exons: 3
Biological process (GO): DNA integration
Molecular function (GO): nucleic acid binding
Source: RefSeq, a predicted model, not a curated record